CAGUUUGAGUUGCUAUCCACAUGGAUAAAAUAUUUCCCCUGCAAAUAUUGUUGUUUUUAUGUAAACGAACAGCAAAAGACACCAGAAUGCACUUUUUGUGAUUGAAGCAUCGACUUUUUCUCGAAUAAUGAUACUUCCACAGUGAAUCAAACCUAAAAUAUUUUAGAAUUUCAUGAACUGAACUAUGGUUGUUGUAAUUGGAUUUGAAGGAAGUGCCAAUAAACUUGGAGUUGGUAUUGUUAAAGAUGGCAUUGUCUUAUCUAAUCCACGACACACCUACAUUACUCCACCAGGUCAAGGGUUUUUACCAAAAGAUACAGCUAAACAUCACAGAGAACAUGCACUAGAUGUGCUACAGAAAGCUUUAGAUGAAGCAAACAUUUCCCCAGAUGAAAUAGAUGUUAUUGCAUAUACAAAAGGCCCAGGAAUGGGAGCACCAUUGGUUUCCACUGCUAUUGUUGCUAGAACUGUGGCACAGCUUUGGAGAAAACCAAUGAUUGCAGUGAAUCAUUGUAUUGGGCACAUAGAAAUGGGACGAUUGAUUACUGGAGCAGUGAAUCCAACUGUCCUUUACGUCAGUGGAGGAAAUACACAGGUGAUAGCAUAUUCCCAGAGAAGAUAUCGCAUAUUUGGUGAAACUAUAGACAUUGCAGUUGGAAAUUGUCUAGAUAGAUUUGCAAGGGUUUUAAAGCUGUCAAAUGACCCAAGUCCUGGUUAUAAUAUAGAACAACUGGCAAAAAAAGGAAAAAAAUUCUUAGAACUACCUUAUGUUGUCAAAGGAAUGGAUGUAUCUUUCUCAGGAUUACUCUCCUUUAUAGAGGAGAGAGCACCACAGCUGCUGGAAAAGGGAGAAUACUCACCAGAAGAUCUCUGCUUUUCCCUGCAAGAGACAGUGUUUGCCAUGUUGAUAGAAAUAACAGAGCGUGCCAUGGCUCACUGUGGAUCUGAAGAAGUUCUCAUUGUAGGAGGGGUUGGUUGUAACAAGCGACUACAGGCCAUGAUGGAAGUCAUGGCUCAAGAGAGAGGCGCCAAGCUAUACGCUACUGAUGAAAGGUUCUGCAUUGAUAAUGGUGCCAUGAUUGCCCAAGCAGGAUGGGAAAUGUAUCGUUCAGGGCAGACAACUCCACUCAAGGAGACAUCAUGCACACAAAGAUUUCGAACAGAUGAAGUUGAAGUUACAUGGCGAAGUUAGCUGGACAAGAAAUCAAGAAAAAAUCAGUAAUUGCCACAGGAUCGGAUCCAGUAAUCUGAAUCAUAUGACAGCUAGGCUAUAUUAUGCCAUAUCUGAUAUUGUAAAACUAGUGUCCUCAUGAAAAUGACACCUGUAAUUUCUCUGUCAGACUGUUAACUCGAGAACAGAAUGGCUCCACAAUAAAAAUAGCUUUGUUUGCAUUAAAUCAUACAAUGUACAGGUUGUAUAUCUCUUAAUUUACACAAUAUUUUAGGUAGUGUUGAUAAUCCCUAUGUUGUAGUAUAUUCUGUCUUUCAUAUUUUGAUUUCCUUUCACUUUGAAUUAAAAUAAAAUUUCAGAAUAAAUUGAAGAAAUAGAAAUACUUUUGUUUUUU
This is a messenger RNA of Saccostrea cuccullata (small rock oyster), 1565 nucleotides long. RefSeq names its product probable tRNA N6-adenosine threonylcarbamoyltransferase. Gene Ontology annotation, biological process: tRNA threonylcarbamoyladenosine modification. The record is from RefSeq and is a predicted model, not a curated record. The transcript is spliced from 12 exons. Bases 185 to 1192 code for a protein of 335 amino acids. NCBI's taxonomy places the organism in Eukaryota, Metazoa, Mollusca, Bivalvia, Ostreida, Ostreidae. Gene Ontology annotation, cellular component: EKC/KEOPS complex; cytoplasm.